Rotaria sp. Silwood1 is the source of this 1333-nucleotide messenger RNA. Lineage: Eukaryota; Metazoa; Rotifera; Eurotatoria; Philodinida; Philodinidae. The record is from the annotation of a GenBank genome assembly.
AUGAGACAAAUAUUAUCAACACGUUUUCAACGUAAAAAGGUUGGAAGAAAAUCUUAUCACGAAUUAUGUGCAGAAAUUAUAACUGAAUUAAAAAAUUUAUUAAAUACACACAGUGGUUCUGCACAAGAUAGACGUCGUGACGAUGCAAUACGUUUCAAUGGCUCAUCAAUCGUUGAUUGUAAUAAACAUAUUAAAAAAGGAUUAAUGAAAAAAUACUCAAGAAUCAAUAAAAUAUCAAAUUCUACUGUUCGUCGUUAUUUUUUACCACCAAAAAAUAAUAUUCAAAGUAGUAAAUAUUACAAAAGUCGUAUAUCAGCAAAAAUCCCACAAAAACGUAAUUCUCAAUCAAUAAAAGAACAUAGUGAUUUUUAUUUUACAUGUGCACAAGUGAAUUACGUGGAAGAAUUGUCUAGUUUAUACAGCGACGAAAUAUUAGCACUAUCCUGUGAUAAUAAAGCAAAAAUACCAUUAGGUGCGCCAGCCGUGAGUCGUUAUGUACGAAGUAGAAAAUUUCAUCUAGUUGAAAAUCAGCCAAAUUUACCUGAUCAUGAUUUUUCAAGACAUGGUAUUAGAAUCAAUCCGUCGGCAUAUGUUGUUUUAUCAAAUAAACGGAAACGGUCAUCUAGUGUUGAUAGUCAUCCAUCAUAUGAAUUAAAAAUCAAGAAAAGAUCAAGAUCAUGUGAUAUUCAAUUAUUUCCAAAUAUAAAACAACAUGCUAUUAUGACGAUCGAUAAAAGAAAUCUUGAAUAUGUUACAUGGAGUAGAACAGGACAAUUAUUUAUUCGUCCAUUUGCUUCUGGAACUGAUCGAUCAAUUAAAGCAACAAGUGAAGUUCAUAUAAAUAAUAUACAACGGAUAACAUCAGAAAAUAAUAUGCUAUUACAUAAAAGUGUUGUUACGAUCAUAUCUGAUAAUGGACCAGAUUGGAGUACUGAUUGUACGGCGAAUAUUUAUAACUUAGGACGAGUUUGGGAAGAAAAAAGACUGGAUGCGCUGAUAUGGGUCAGCUAUGCUCCAGGACAUAGUCGUUUUAAUCCAAUUGAGCGUAUGUUCUCAAGAUUAACUGAUCUGUUACAAGGUGUUAUUAUUGAUUUGGAUACAUCAUUUAAAGACACAUCGCAACAACUAGAUAUGGCAUUAAUUGAUUUAUGUAAAUGCUGGAAUAAUAAAAGUUAUUGUAAUUAUAAAAUUGAUUGUCGUCCAAUGUUCUCUGUUAAUGCAAAUGUAUUUGACGGACAUGAAAAACUAAAGAAUUUACUAAUGAAUAAAUCACAAAUACAAAUACAAGAAAAUCCAAAUGUUCAAUUUAGUUUGCAACUCUAUCUUCGUCAUU